Acomys russatus (golden spiny mouse) is the source of this 1175-nucleotide messenger RNA. It is a transcript of the gene Cldn2, whose product is annotated as claudin 2. The transcript is spliced from 2 exons. Gene Ontology annotation, molecular function: structural molecule activity. The record is from RefSeq and is a predicted model, not a curated record. Gene Ontology annotation, cellular component: bicellular tight junction; plasma membrane. The coding region runs from base 77 to 925 and encodes 282 amino acids. Gene Ontology annotation, biological process: calcium-independent cell-cell adhesion; bicellular tight junction assembly. NCBI's taxonomy places the organism in Eukaryota, Metazoa, Chordata, Mammalia, Rodentia, Muridae.
AGGUCCAAGAAGCAAGAGCAGCAGCCAAAAAGACAAGCGAACGGGCUCCGAAGAUACUUCCACUGAGAGGUCUGCCAUGGCCUCCCUUGGUGUCCAACUGGUGGGCUAUAUCCUAGGCCUUUUGGGGCUAUUAGGCACAUCGAUUGCCAUGCUGCUUCCCAACUGGCGGACAAGUUCUUAUGUCGGUGCCAGCAUUGUGACGGCGGUCGGCUUUUCCAAGGGCCUCUGGAUGGAGUGUGCCACACACAGCACAGGCAUCACCCAGUGUGAUAUCUACAGUACCCUUUUAGGACUUCCGGCUGACAUCCAGGCUGCCCAGGCCAUGAUGGUGACAUCCAGUGCAAUGUCCUCACUGGCUUGCAUUAUCUCUGUGGUGGGCAUGAGAUGCACAGUGUUCUGCCGGGAAUCUCGAGCUAAGGACAGAGUGGCUGUGGUGGGUGGAGUCUUCUUCAUCCUUGGCGGAAUCCUGGGUUUUAUCCCAGUUGCCUGGAAUCUUCACGGCAUCCUUCGGGACUUCUACUCACCACUGGUUCCUGACAGCAUGAAAUUUGAGAUUGGAGAGGCCCUUUACUUGGGCAUUAUUUCAGCUCUGUUCUCUUUGGUAGCUGGAGUCAUCCUCUGCUUUUCCUGCUCACCUCAGGGAAACCGUACCAACUACUAUGAUGGCUACCAGGCACAGCCUCUUGCCACUAGGAGCUCUCCAAGGCCUGGUCAACAGCCCAAAGCCAAGAGUGAGUUCAAUUCCUACAGCCUGACUGGGGUUGGAGACAGCAUCCAAGUCCAUUUAGAGGGAAAGGCAGGGGAGGAGAAGGGCCCACUGCAUAGUAAGAAGUCAUCUCUUAUCUGGUACCAGAAUCCCCAGUGCUUGACUGGGGACAAUUGGAGGCUGAAAGAUGGGCUUGCUUUGACAACAACGUCUUGGUGACUCCUCAGUAUGACUCCGAUUACUCACCAUCUGUCUAAGGCACUUUCGUCCUGUAAACAAACACCUUGGUGAAGCUGGCUUUUCACAGGAGAUGAAAUGGAGCACCAAGGAGGUGAGUAAAACAUCUAAGAUUGCAGAGUGUCAAAAUCUGGCUUACAAGCUGGGAAACUACAGUAACACAGGUCAGGGAUUGUAAACCUCAGAAAGUAUGUGAUGGCCCAUGGCUCUUCCAAUUUUCGGACUCCCCUCU